This is a messenger RNA of Haliotis rufescens (red abalone), 5466 nucleotides long. Its product is annotated as valine--tRNA ligase-like. The coding region runs from base 129 to 3305 and encodes 1058 amino acids. Gene Ontology annotation, molecular function: aminoacyl-tRNA deacylase activity; ATP binding; valine-tRNA ligase activity. Gene Ontology annotation, biological process: valyl-tRNA aminoacylation. The transcript has 28 exons. Lineage: Eukaryota; Metazoa; Mollusca; Gastropoda; Lepetellida; Haliotidae. Gene Ontology annotation, cellular component: cytosol. The record is from RefSeq and is a predicted model, not a curated record.
GCCGGAAGCCACAUGUCAGCCUCGUUUGUAAAAAUCUCAUGCAACACUUUCAUCACGGUGUAAUAUACCUGUUAUAAAAGUACAUUAACAUCGGAUCUGUAAGAACUGAAGUUAACGACGUUGCGACAAUGUCGACCGAGGAAGCGGUACCCCAAACGAAAACCGACAAUGGCGCUGCAGGGGAAGGUGCUCCAAGGCAGAAGAGUGAAAAGGAAUUAUUGAAAGAAGCAAAGAAGCAAGAGAAACUAGCCAAACUGAAGGCUAAACAGGAAAAGCAGGCAGCUUUAGAUGCAAAGAAGCAGGACGGAGAAGGGAAGAAAGAUAAGAAAAAGAAAGAGAGAUCAGUCAUCUCUUAUGAUGUCAAAACAGAAAAAGGAAGCAAGAAAGACACAAAAUGUCCCAUGCCAGAUUCCUACAGCCCUGAGUAUGUAGAAGCUGCCUGGUACGACUGGUGGCAGCAGAGUGGCUUCUUCAAACCAGAGUACGGGGGUCGAGACAUCAACACAACUCCAUAUGAGGACAAGUUCAUUAUUGUCAUCCCGCCCCCCAAUGUAACAGGGAAACUCCAUCUUGGACAUGCGCUCACCAACGCUGUGGAGGACUGCCUCACAAGAUGGCAUCGGAUGAAUGGUAAGAUGUGUCUGUGGAACCCCGGCUGUGAUCAUGCUGGUAUCGCCACGCAGGUGGUGGUGGAGAAGAAGCUGAUGAGGGAGAGGCAGCUCACACGGCAUGACCUGGGCAGAGAAAACUUUGUCGAUGAAGUGUGGAAGUGGAAGAAUGAGAAAGGGGACCAGAUCUACAACCAGUUGAGGAGAAUUGGCGGCUCCUAUGAUUGGGACCGAGCUUGUUUCACCAUGGAGCCAAAACUGUACAAAGCUGUGCAAGAGGCCUUCGUCCGUCUCCAUGACAAGAAACUCAUCUACCGCAGCGUCCGACUUGUCAACUGGUCUUGUACACUUAACUCCGCCAUCUCAGACAUUGAGGUGGACAAGAAGGAGAUCUCAGGGCGCACCAUGCUGGCCGUCCCGGGCUACAAGGACAAAGUAGAGUUUGGUGUCCUCAUCUCUUUUGCUUACAAGGUCGAGGGAUCAGAUGAGGAGAUUGUGGUUGCUACCACUCGUAUUGAGACGAUGCUGGGCGACACUGCAGUGGCCGUCCAUCCUGAGGACCCCCGCUACAAACAUCUGCAUGGGAAGAGUGUCAUUCACCCCUUCACAGACCGGCGCCUACCCAUCGUGUGUGACGACUUUGUUGAGAGAGAGUUCGGAACAGGUGCUGUGAAGAUCACGCCUGCCCAUGACCAUAAUGACUACGAGGUUGGGGUGCGUCACAAGCUGGAACGGUUGAACAUCAUUGAUGAGAAGGGAAAUAUCACUGGAGACUGUGGACAGUUCACUGGCAUGAAGAGGUUUGAUGCCAGGAUAGCUGUUCUUCAGGCCCUCAAAGACAAGGGCUUGUACCGGGACACCAAAGACAACCCUAUGGUGGUCCCUACCUGCAGUCGGUCCAAGGAUGUUAUUGAGCCCCUGCUGAAGCCACAGUGGUAUAUUGAUGUGAAGGACAUGAAUGCUGCAGCAAUCAAGGCUGUGAAGGACGGAGAGUUGAAGAUUAUCCCCGAAAUGCACAUCAAGACGUGGAACAACUGGCUGGGGAAUGUCCAGGACUGGUGUAUAUCACGGCAGCUGUGGUGGGGACAUCGCAUCCCCGCCUACUUCGUCACUGUUGAUGACCCAAGCGUCAAGCCAGGCCAGGACAGUGAUGGGGAUUACUGGGUGUGUGGACGCACGGAGGAGGAAGCCCGACAGGCAGCCGCAAAGAAGUUCAACGUCCCACUUGAAAAAAUUUCCCUCAAACAAGAUGAGGAUGUGCUAGACACGUGGUUCUCAUCAGCUAUCUUCCCCUUUUCCAUAUUUGGCUGGCCGGACCAGACUGUUGACCUGGAGGCCUUCUACCCUGGCACACUCCUGGAGACUGGACACGACAUCUUGUUCUUCUGGGUGGCGAGGAUGGUGAUGUUUGGACAGACCCUUAUGGGGAAACUGCCUUUCAAGGAGGUUUACCUGCACGCCAUGGUAAGAGAUGCCCACGGCAGGAAGAUGAGCAAGUCUCUGGGCAAUGUUGUCGACCCCAUUGAUGUGAUCCGAGGAAUCAGUCUGGAGGGUCUUCAUGAGCGUCUGCUGGAUGGAAAUUUGGAUGAAAAAGAAGUCAAGAAAGCCAUUGAAGGACAGAAAGCCGACUACCCCAAUGGUAUCCCUGAGUGUGGCACUGACGCCCUGCGGUUUGCUCUCAUUGCCUACACAUCUCAAGGUCGUGACAUCAAUUUGGAUGUGCUUCGUGUCCAGGGCUACAGGUUCUUCUGCAACAAACUCUGGAACGCCACCAAGUUCGCCCUGAAUGGGUUGGGAGAAAACUACAAGCCCACAGUACAGCAUCAGUUGAGUGGCAAGGAGAGGGAAAUGGACUUGUGGAUACUGAGUCGGCUGUCCCUCGCUGUGGAGUCGUGCACGAGUGGCUUCCAGGCAUACGACUUCCCUGCCGCCACCACAGCCUGCUACAACUUCUGGUUGUACGAAUUGUGUGACUGGUACCUGGAGUACAUGAAGCCGAUCCUGUACGGUUCCGAUGAGGAUGCCAAGGCUGUGUGCCGCCAUGUUCUGUACACGUGUCUGGACGUAGGGCUGCGACUUCUUCACCCGUUCAUGCCUUUCUUGACAGAAGAGUUGUUCCAGCGGUUACCUAGGCGACAAGAGAACUCCCCGCCAAGUAUUAGUGUCACAGCCUAUCCACUACCAGCUGAUAUGCAGCAUCGAGACAUGGACCGGGAAUCUCGUGUUGAGUUUGCCCAGAGUAUAGUGAAAAGCAUCCGCUCCAUGCGGGCCGACUACAACCUCACCCCCAAGACAACAGCUGAUGUGUAUGUGAAGUGUACAGAUGACGACACAGCCAGCAAGGUGAAGUUGUUCACAGACAUCAUCCAGACACUGACCAACUCCAGUGCCGUCCACGUCCUGGUGUCCGACUCCGCGCCUGAGGGAUGCGCCAUGCUGACUGUGUCGGCCAAGUGUGAGGUGCACCUCAUGCUCAAGGGUUUGAUUGAUGUGGAGAAGGAGACGAAGAAGCUGGAAGGGAAGAAGGAGACACUGGGCAAGUCGCUGAAGAAGCUGGAAGACGCCACAGCCAAACCUGACUACAGUGACAAGGUGCCGCAGGACGUCAGGAACCAGAAUACAGAAAAGGUGUCGCAGUUGAAACAAGAAAUAGAAAAGUUAUCACAAGCCUUAUCCACGCUACUAACAUUCCAGUGAUUCCUGCUCUGUGUAAUUUAUUCACUCUGAACACUUUCAAGACACAUUUUGGAGUGGAGAUUCAUGUGAUAAAAGAUGUGCUGUGAUGUUCUCACACACAACAGAUUGAUCUGGCAACAGCUGAAAGUGCCCCGGGACUGUAUAGUCUUCGAACACUAAACUAUGUGGUCUGGACACCCUGACCUCUCCUGUGCUGAAGUUCCUGGGUUUCAAGAUUCAUCUUUCAGAUGCUCAACAAAUUCCAUGGGAAUGGUCAUGUAGCACCAGGGUCUGGUUGAUGUGCAGGUUCUCCAUGGAAAUAUUUGUCCAUGUUUAAAAAAGUCUGAACCAUGUAUUUUCCGCACUAAUAAUUAUUUUUGUUUUUUGAUUAUUUUUGUGUUGGUUUAAUGAAACAAGCAUUUGUUUUUGAAGUUUCAAUGUGUUUUGGAAAUCGAAAAAAAGUGUGCAAAAAAUUGUACAUAGAAAUGAAAUUAUUAGAGAUUUGCAGACAUGCUAUCCGAAUAUUAGAUGGCUAUAUGAAUAGAUAGAGUAUGAUCCAUGUGCAAGGUAUAAUGACUAGGCUCACUAGGCCGUGGAUAGUUUGGCAGGUCUGUAUGUAGUAUGUACAUGUGACGUCUGCCAGAAGUUAGUCUUAUUUUGUUAGUGGACAGACUGGCAAUGACAAAAUGUGCACAUUUUUCAUCAACAAUGUUAACCAUUCAGCGGUCAGAAUGCUUCUAGAAAUUUUCUCAGAGCCUAUUUCCAGGAUCCUUCAAGACCGUUGCCCAGUCUCUCAUUCCACUCAGCCAACAGAGGGGGUGAGAGUGAAGGCCUAUGCAUUAGCUCCUUAGAUAAUCAUGGAUCGGGUCCACAAGAAACAUUUCAUUUCUCAACACCAAAAGCACCUUAUUCACCCAUUUUUUUCAUUUUUAUUUAUUUUUGUUUAUUUUCCACAAGUUUUCAGUAACCACCUAUGUUUUUUCUGAACGUAUUUGGAUUUGUAAAACAAUUUGGAGUAGGAUGUUGUCAGUGUCUUAUCCCUAUCCAUGUCUAUCAGCAUUGUAAGGCAAGGCCACUAAACAGUAAGUGGAGCCAAUAGCUUCUCGCAGACCAGAAACAUCACUGAACUAGGGACAUCCCUUAGGAACUAUGGACAUCCCUUAGGAACUGGGGACAUCCCUUAGGAACUGGGGACAUCCCUUAAGAACUAUGGACAUCCUUAAAGACAGGGCUUCUCUGCGCCAAGUAAAAGUUUCAUGAAAGAACUGGUCCAGCAUGAUUUGUGAUAGGUUGACAAUUGCCAAAAUAUAUUUUCAAAAUUUCAAAGAUUUUCGCUAAAUGUUCUUUAUUCAAGAGUCUUGACAUGCUAGAAGCAAGAACUAAAGCUUGUAGGAUCUUCACCACUCCCCUGUGUGUACUGCAGGGAUGUCAACACCGGCUACUGUCAUUAUCAUGGUCACAUCAUUUACUCUUCGAAGUGCAGGAAUUGAUUGCUAUUUAUUUCCUUUUCAAAUUUUUAAUUAAUAUAAGAUAAUCACUAAAAGAUAAAUAGGUGUUUGUUUGUAUCUUUAAACAUCAGUCUUUGAAGUAUCAAUAUGAUAAGGUGUGGUUCAUUGGAGGACUAUGAAGCUGUUAUCUGAAAUCCAUACCUGGUGACGUGGCUGUCACAUUGGUAAAGGCAGACCAAUACCAUACCCAUGUUUAACUGCCUCACUCACGAUACUUCAUCUAUGUGACAGCAUUCUGUAAUUAAUGAAGUCUGGACCAGACAAACCAGUGAUUAAUAUCAUGAACAAUGUCCCAAGUCGUCAGUCGUCAUUAAACAAAGUCAAUGAACCUGACCCUAUCAAUUUUGUCUCCUCUCACAAGUAAUGGUUGCUUGGGACAUAUUCCAAACCAGAAUGCCCACUGGACAGUUGCUAUACAAACCUUUCAGAUUAAAACUUGACAUGCUUCAAUGCAUCAUCAUCCUCUUGGCAUCCUUUGUGCUCAACUCAAAGAUUCUAUGUUUUGCUGUUCAACUGAAGGUCCAAACAGCAAGAAAAUCAUGUUUUUGAUUGUUAAAAAUGUUUCAGCUUCAUUUAGAUAACAGAACUAAAUAUCCAAUCUGUCUGUGUUUAUGCUCAGGUUACGAUUAUCAACACAAGUAUGCUUGAAACUGUAAUAAAUGAACAGAUAAAUA